Oryza sativa Japonica Group (Japanese rice) is the source of this 2019-nucleotide messenger RNA. Its product is annotated as F-box protein At5g49610. The record is from RefSeq and is a predicted model, not a curated record. NCBI's taxonomy places the organism in Eukaryota, Viridiplantae, Streptophyta, Magnoliopsida, Poales, Poaceae. Gene Ontology annotation, molecular function: protein binding.
AUGGCAGAUGCUAAGCCCAAGGGCAAAGGCAGGCCCAGUGAAAAUCCUGCCGGCAAUAGGAAAAAAAAAAAAGAUACACAGCUCCGCCGCCGACACCGCUCCCUCCGCCGCCGCGAAAACUCCCUGCGGCGUCCGUCCGGCGAUUCGGAGACCAUGGGGAAGGCUGCGAGAACUGGGCUGCCGCCGCGCCGUCGCGGCCUCCCGGAGGAGAUCGUCGUCUGGGAGAUCCUGGUACGGCUUCCCCCCAAACCCCUCCUCCGCUGCCGCCAGGUGUGCCGCGCAUGGCGCCGUCUCACCUCCACCGGCGACUUCCUCCUCACCCACCACCGCCACCAGCCCACCCUCCCCCUCGUCGACAGAUACAAGUGCAACGAGGAGUUCCUCCUAGGCAUCGUUUCGCUCGACCGCCGCGCCGCUGCAGCCCGGCUCCAGCCCGUCGCCCAGCUCGAUGACACCUGCUACAUGAUGAGCGCUGAUGCCUCCUGCGAUGGCCUCCUCUUGCUCUCCAUCGGUGGAAUAUGGUGGUUCAUCUGCAACCCAAUCACGCGUCAAUUCGGUGCGCUCCACCUGCUUUGUGGCUUCAUGGUCAUGGGGUUCUACAAGCAUCCCCCUACUGGGGACUACCGACUGCUACUAUACCGAAAUCAGGAGCUGAUGAGUGAACAUCUGAUUCCUGGCGAUAGGAAUACCUGCUAUGUAUACACAUUGGGCUCCAGCGACGUCCCGAGGUGUAUCGGGUGGCCUGAGACGUCGGCGAGCGGCGCAACUGUUGUGCUCCAUUGUAGCCUGCAUUGGUACCAGAGGUCCCAGGAUAUGAUUUUGGUGUUUGACACCACAGCCGAGUCGUUCCGAUGGAUGCGCGCUCCAUCUGACAGGAUGAAGUGCACAUUGGAUAGCGGGAAUCUGUUUGACAUGGAUGGUAAGCUCGGCAUGUACUGCUCUAAUGAUGGAUGCACAAUUGUAGAUAUCUGGGUACUGCAGGAUUAUAAGAGAGAGAUCUGGUCUCUCAAGUACCAGGUGGAAUUGCCUGUUCCAGAGAUCAGGGGGAUGCUUGGUGGGGCUUAUCAUUGGAGUGCGAUGGUCUUAUCCCAGGAGGGGGAUGUGCUUGUGCUGGUUAGCUGUGAUCGAUGGCUAUUUUACAUUGACACUGAGGGCAACUUGUUGGCGAGUUUCCAACAUUAUGGUGAUGGCCUCUUUACUAUUGGACUGAAGCUGAAACCAAGCCUUGUUCAACAUGCAUUCUUUCCAUUGCUGGAUAGUUAUGCCGUGAAUGCUUCGCCUUUCAUCUGAUGUCUGUUCAAUGAGGUGGUGCUUCUUUUUAACAUUCUGAAUUAGAUGAAAUCCAAACGCACAAGCUUUUUGGUUAAGGACAUGUUGAUAGUCUUCUUUUAAUGAUCUGACAAAUACUUUGAUUGAUUAGCGAUGAAUAAUACAGCUCAUAUAGUUUCAUCGACAUAAUUCUGGAAGCCAUCUGGAACUGUAAUAUUGUGUACAUAGUAUUAUCUGGUCAUGCUGUUUACUCGGUCAGAAAGUGCUCUAAUGCUCUACAGAACACUCUGUAAAAUAGUUGCAGACUUGCAGUAGAGAGGGCUGUUCAGUUAAAUGAUCAGUUCCUAUUAUAUUCUAACAGAGUCAUUACAUUAUGCAAGGAAUAAGUAUCAAAAUCGCUGUUGCAACCAAUAGCAUGUUUUUCUUCUUCCAGGAAGUUAUAAUGUUUCACCGUUUUUACACCAAUUUUGGAGACAGUGGUUGAUAUCUUGAAAAAAAUAAACUGUUCAAAUUGUGCAACAAGAGAAUUCAGUACACUUUAUGACGAUCAAUUAAUUUGAUAAAAUGAAACUGGGUUUAGCAAAACUAAAUACACUUCACACCUAUUUCUGUGAGGUACUGAGUGUCACGAGCAAGGAUUAUGUGAAGAAGAAUCGGGAUGAAUGGGGAUAGAUUGGAUUAUAGUAGAUGAAAUAACAAGAAACGGUCCUGAACCUAAACGGCGCGACGCUCUCCGUCGCACUGAGAAGG